UUUUAUUUUCAAAAGUUUUAUCUAAAAUCAAGGUGAAAGAUUGUCUAGAAGAAGUUGACCUACUUUUUAUGUUUAAAGUUGGAGAGUCAAAAAAUGGUAACUGAAGGCCACAUGCGAAUGUUUUCUAGUCUUCUUGCUGCAUGCGGCUUUAUCUACACAGUCAAUUAUUUAAUUAAAUUAGACAAUAAAAGUAUAGAAACAGACCCUAUUCCAGCUGCUUCCUGGAAAUCUUAUGUUGAAAUUAUGAAAAAAAUGGGGAAAGAACCUUAA
Molecule: messenger RNA, 270 nt
Organism: Meloidogyne enterolobii
Lineage: Eukaryota; Metazoa; Nematoda; Chromadorea; Rhabditida; Meloidogynidae
Source: the annotation of a GenBank genome assembly